Molecule: messenger RNA, 5772 nt
Organism: Trichoderma atroviride IMI 206040
Lineage: Eukaryota; Fungi; Ascomycota; Sordariomycetes; Hypocreales; Hypocreaceae
Biological process (GO): maintenance of protein location in cell cortex; microtubule cytoskeleton organization
Cellular component (GO): mitochondrion; cell cortex
Molecular function (GO): tubulin binding; phospholipid binding
Source: RefSeq, a predicted model, not a curated record
UCGACGUCAGUCACUUCCGGCCGGCCUGAUCUCUCUGCGCCCGCGGGAGACAGCACCAACGACCCCUUUGUCUCGCCCUCAUCGACCACCCCGGCCCAUUUUCGCUUCUCCGACUUCGAACAGGAACUCAGGGCAGCCAGCUCUGCUUCCGACCCCCGAACGGCGAAGCGCACACUCGAGGCUCGACUCGCAGAGACCGAUCGCCGCCUGGAUGAAGCCGCCAAGCUUGGAACCGCCCUGGUGUCGCAGCGAAAGACCCUAGCCGAGCAGCUGCAAGAAAUCGACAGCCUCCCGACCGAAGAGGAGCUGGCGCCCGAGCUGCGCAAGAGGCUGGUCGACAUCGAGAAGGACUACAAUGACUUGGCGCGAGAGUCUGCGAGGGCCUUUUUGCCCAAGCAGAGAGUGACGAGUAGCGAGAACCCAGGCUCUCCUUUCAUGCUGGAAAGCCGAUCAGGCAGGCGUUCUGCCAGUCCUUCUAAGCUUGACAGCCAAGCCACGGGCUCGCCUGCCAAGCCCAACGUGACGAACCGCAAAUCGCGGAACCAGCCUACCAAUCGAGUCCACGACAUCGAAUUCGCCGCCGAGAUCAGCACCUCUCUGAUUGCCCAGGUCCGCAGCCUGCAAGCAAUUCUCGGCGAACGAGAUGAACAAGUCAAAGAUCUCCGCAAUGAUGUCUCUCGAAUAGAAGGUGACUCCGAAGCUCUGCAGCAGCGUCUCAAGGUUCUCGAUGAGAGUGAACAUCGCUUCAAGGAAGAGAACUGGAACCUUCAGACACGCCUGCAAGAAAUGAGUGGCCAGCAAAGAGAAGCUUCUGACCGUGAGAAGAAGCUUGACAAUGCGCUCCACGCCGCCAAUGCCGCCAAGUCCACCACUCAAAAGGAGCUAGACGAAGUGAAGCUCUCUCUGUCUAAGCUGACCGAGGAGCACGCCGCCGCCACGAAACACCAUGACAUUGAGCUCGGCACCGCAAAGCGCGCCAUUGUCAUGGCCGAGAGUGAGCGCGCCGCCAUGCAGCGCAAGAUUGACGAGCUAAGCAGCCAGAACCUGGAGCUCGCCAAGGCUAUUGCUGGCCAGAGGGCCAAGGCCCAGGAGCGAGAGUCCUCUUCCGGCACUAGUGACGAGGAUCUAGAAGUUUCUGCCAUUGACAUUACGCCCGAGCAUUCACCUCCACAGUCCCCCAUGAAGGGGCUUACGCCAAGACACUCCAUGCUCGAGACCGAGACCCUCAAGACCUCUUUACAGCACGCCCAGAGAACUAUCCAGAGUCAGCGAAGCCAGCUUCACCGUGAAAAGACUGAGAAGCUGGAAUUCCGACGCAUCAUUCAAGACCUCCGUGACGACUUGGAAAAGGCCAGAAACGAGCUUGACAAGGGCCCUUCUGCUCCCGCCCCCGCUCGCCGUGGUCGUCGGAUUGAGCCCAAAGAAGUCAAGGUCAGGCAGCCCCGGUUACUUGGUAGCUUCCGCUCCAGCCGUCAAGAAGUUGUCGUGGAAGAAGAGCCUAUCGUCACAGAAGACCCAGAGUGGGAAGAUGCACAUGACAUCUCACCUCGUUCUUCUGGCAUCCGUCUUGGUGCUGGCAGCCGCUCUCCUCUGCGACAUCUGCAGCGACUGCACACCCCUGGAGAUGGGGACGAGACUGUUCUCGAAUCCAUCGAGACCAGUGACCAGUUUGAGACUGCUGCCGAAGAGGACGGUGGCGAAUCCGCCUUCGAGACGGCUGAGCCAGGAACCGAAACGGAAGACUUCCAAACUGGGCACGAGGACAUGUCUGACGAGAGCGACGCUCAUACCGAGGUUGGCGUUUCAUCAUCAUCGCGAGGCUUUGGAAAGAUGAGGAGACCUCCCAGCUUGCAGCCAACCAUGUCGAGGCACGCACAGCGAGAUUCAUUCGAUAGCACUGCGUCCACCUCGACCGAUGAAGACGAAUUCGCAGACUAUCCAGAGUACCGGUCUCCCACUGCUGCCGCCACCUUGCGAAGAAUGCGCAUGAAUAGGGGCACUCCAUCCCGAAGAAGCUCUCGACAAGAGAGCGAAGAGCCCCAGUUCCAGAGCCCCAGUGCGAGCUUUAGCAGCGGUGGCGGCGACCCUUCAACUCCCGGCCAGAGUCUCUUUGCCGAGCUGCAAGACUUUGGUAGUGAUGAUGAGUCCAUCGUCUAUACUCCUGGUCGCAGAAGCCUCCGUUCUGUCACGCCAGCUUCUACGCGCCGCGCAGUCACACCUCCUCCAGCCGUCCCCCCGCUGCCCCGUGUCAUUAUGGUGGACAGCGGUGUCAUGACCGAUCCCAUCGAAUUCGGUCCAAGCUUUGGCCAGCUGGGUCACAAAGGCUCCCGCAACUCGGUGCUACUAAGCGUCGGCGAGGCCGCCAAAAGGCCAAAGUCGAUGGAAUCUGUCCUCCCCAACACGGACUUCCGUGCUUCCGCUGCAUCAUGGCGAAGCAUUGGAGAAGAAGGACAGGCGGGCUCUGCUACGUAUUCCCGCCCGGCGUCCAUGGUUGCUUACAGCGAUGCCGGUGCGCAGUACGACGAUCUUAGUGACAAGCUUGCGCAGUUCCCUCUGCCUCCAUCAUCGCUAUCUAGUGAGCCGGACCUUGCGUCUAUCCCCGAGUCUGCUCCUGAACCAGCGCCUCCUGUUGUUCUUAACCUGUCCGCCAUUCUAUCCGAGGACAUUGCGCCUCGAGAGGAAGAAGAAGAGGAGCAGCCUGAGCCAGCGCCUCCUGUUGUUCUCAAUCUGUCCACCAUUCUAUCCGAGGACAUUGCGCCUCGAGAGGAAGAAGAGGAGCAGCCUGAGCCAGCACCUAUUCCUACUCUGAACCUGACGCCAAUUGCCAUCUUGCAGAGUGUGGAGCCCGUGCCUGAGCCAGAGGUCCCCGCUCCUGACCUGACCUUAUCCGUCAUAGUGGCCGAACACCUGGAGCCCAAAGCCGAGCCUGAGGUUCCACCACCUGAUCUCACCUUGUCUGCCAUUUUCGCUGAAGGGUUGGAGCCUAGGGCGGAGCCUGAGGUGGUCGUACCGGUGGCUGAAUUGAGCCUAUCGGCGAUCAAGGGUGAAGAUCUGGAGCCAAUGGCCGAGCCUGAAAUCCCCCCGCCAGUCCUCACCUUAUCUGCCAUAGCCGCCCAAGGCUCAGAGCCAAUCGCAGAGCCCGAGGUUCCUGUACCCGUGCUGAGUCUGUCAGACAUUGUUGCAGAGGGAUUGGAGCCCAAGGCCGAGCCUGAAAUUCCUCCACCGACGCUUACGAUCGCCUCCAUUUUAUCAGAGGAGAUCGAACCCGUCAUCGAGGAGCAGGCAGAGUUGCCCGAACUGACUGCAUCUGCAGAGGCCCCAGAUACUCCAGCUUCUGCCGACCUGCGCGAGCUUAGCAUCUCACCAAUCGUGUCAGAACAAGUCGAGCCCGUCUCCGAGCCUAUCCCAGAACCAGCAGCCAUGGUGGUGCCUCUGUCACUUGCAUCACUAACCUUCUCGUCGAUCCAGGCUCAGCAACUAGAGCCGAGAGAGGUGCCGCCUCUGCAGCCCGUGCAGCCGGCCCUGGCCUUUUCCACCAUUGCUGUGGAAAAUGUCCACCCGAUCCCCGAACUUGCGCCCGUUCCUGCGGAAUUGACGCUCUCUUCCCUCUCCUUCCAGAACACAGUCCCCAUUGAGGAGCUGCCCAUUGACGAUGAAGAGCUGCUGCGAUCCACUCAGUUUGCGCCCACAGAACCCGCGCGGCCUACGCUUGGCCUAUCUUCCAUUGUAGCAGAGGGCAUCAAACCUGAACCUGCCAUCAUUCCUCAGUUUGUCCUUUCCUCUAUUUCGUCAGUCGACACUCGGCCAGUCAGCCCCACCAAGAGGGACGGCUUCAUUCUGCCGGAAGGCAUCAAGUCCCCCUUUGUCGAUGAUGGCGGUGAUGUAUCAAAUCAGAACCUCUUUGCAUCGUACAUUGUCAACAGAAACACUGACAUUCUUGAUGCCUCUACGUCAUUACCACCCAUCAUUGCCCAAGACGAGACAAGCCAGUUGCGCUUGGCAUCCUCACAAGCCAAUACUCUCAAAUCUCAGCGACCGUUUACAGAAACCUCUGCUAAUGGAGUUUCUGCCAAUGGAGUCUCUCAUCAAACCAGCGACCAAGGCGCCCAGACAUCCUUGACAUCGGGAACCAUUGAGCAGCUGAUGAAGACUGGAGCUCAAACCCCUCGUGGUGGAAGGAGAAGUCUUUCAUUUGGCAGCUCUAUUGGCGGCCCUGACACCGUGGGGGCCACCAAGAUCAAUCGUCCUUACUUCCAAGAGAGUUUGGACAGCCCAUUCUCAGUCAAUCCCAACAAGAGCAACAAGGCCGACACGGUGGCAGCGGUUGUUUCAACCGACUCUACGCCUACACGCAGACCUGGCAGUGCUACCAGCGCCAAGUCUACUCUCGUAGAUGCCCCUCCUCUGCCAGUCAACCACCAGCAAAUGAUUCAAGCGGCCCGCACAGGCUCAUCUGGCGAGACGAAGACGCAAACCCAGAGCCAGGGUACUAUGGGUCCUCCCCUGUGGCCUGCCUCUGCGACAAAGCCAACGCCGCGUACCCCUAGCCGGGAGAGUAGGCCACUAUCUCCUGCCUCUGGCCAUGGAGGUACACCCACUCCUCGCGCUGUUGUCAACCGAGCAGGCUCGUCAUCUUACGGCACUGCCGAAAUCCCACUGCCACCGCCCAUCAGGUCUUCUACUGCCAUGUCUUCCACUGGCAUGUCUAGGCGAUCGUCGGUAUCUUCGUUCGUAUCGGAACUGGACAACAGGUUCGGAAUGCGGGCUGGAGAUAUGGGCGUCAUUGACCCCGCCACUGGCUUUGGACCCAAUACUGAUCCCAGGAUGAUCCAAGCCAUAACGCAGACAAUGAUUGGAGAGUACAUCUGGAAGUACACUCGCAAGACUGGCCGCGGUGAACACUCGGAAAAGCGACACCGUCGCUACUUCUGGGUCCACCCCUACACGAGAACCAUCUACUGGAGCGAGAAGGACCCGUCGACAGCUGGGCGCACUGAGAUGAAGGCGAAGAGUCUCCCCAUCGAAGGCGUGCGAGUAGUCACAGACGAUAACCCCAUGCCGCCAGGUCUUCACCGCAAGAGCUUGAUCAUCAUCUCUCCCGGGAGGACCAUCAAGUUUACCUGCACCACUGGGCAGCGACAUGAGACGUGGUUCAACGCGCUGUCAUAUCUUCUGCUGAGGACCAGCAAUGGCCAGGAUGGUCAUCUUGACGCGGAAGAGAUGGCUGCUGACUUGACUCGAGAAGAUGUUGACGAGUUCAACCCUCACUUUGGCGGCCGGCAAUCUGCCAACAGCCGUUCGCGGCCUUCGGCUCCGUCUCUGUCAUCAUACAACUCCCGCACUACUCGAAAUGAAUCACCAGGCCCAGACAUGAUUUUUGAUAUUCCCACGCUGACCCCGGGGAAGAACUCAACCCCGGCCAAGUCGGUGACUGGUAGCAUUAGUGGUCGAGUAGGUUCAUACUGGAAGUCAGGCGGAUCCAAGCUCGCUGGAACGAUUCGCAGCAGGACGGCUAGCGCCCAGAAUGUUAGCAUCUACGAGGCGAGCGAGGUCCAUGACAGCGCCGAGGAUCUCCGUGAGAUGAUUGAGCAGCAAGAUAGGGAUGCGGACCGGCUCGAGAAUGUGAGGGCCUGUUGCGAUGGCAAACACGAUGUCGGAACGCUUCACCACCACAACAAGAGAAGCCGCAGCUACAACCAUCAUAACCACUCCAGUGUUAGUGGACAAUCUGCCUUGAAUACCCCCCUAGCCUCUACGCGCUCUCGGGCAUAA